UCAAAGUCGGCAGUCAAACUUUUAGCAGCUAAAAAGAGAACGCAAAGAUACGAAAUAGACUUCAAUACAGGAUCUCUAUCAACAACAGCUAACCUGCCAAAAGGGAUCACUUGACUUUGACAACUUUAUCCGACGCUUUUUGGAUUUUGCCGAGUUUCUUCGUGAUCUCCUGAAACGAUAAUGUACUCCGCUUUCAACACAGAUUGUGACUCCUCUUCCCGGUGCAGUACUGCUUCUCCAGCUUGCGACAACCUAGCUUACUACAACUCUCCUGCGGGAUCUUACUCCACUAUAUGCUCUCCACAAUCUCAGGACUUCACAGACCUGACUUCAGCGUCCAGUGGCUCCUUCAUCCCUACUGUCACGGCCAUCUCUGCCAGUCCAGACCUGCAGUGGAUGGACCAGCCGCUCGUAUCCUCCGUGGCCCCUUCUCACAGAGUCCAUCCCUACAGUGCCAGCCCCCCAACCUACACUAGCGCCAUGAGGAACAAGGGCCACAGCUCUGGGCGCAGAGCCAAAAUGGAACAGCUUUCUCCUGAGGAGGAGGAGAAGAAGAAUUUCCGUAGAGAGAGGAACAAGCAGGCAGCAGCUAAAUGUCGCAACAGGAGGAAGGAACUCACCGACACUCUGCAGGGUGAAACUGACGAGCUGGAGGACGAGAAGUCCGCUCUCCAGAAUGACAUCGCCAACCUGCUCAAAGAGAAGGAGAAGUUGGAGUUUAUCCUGGCAGCCCACCAGCCCAUCUGCAAGAUCCCCUCUGAUAUGGACACUGUUUUCCCCUCCCACUCCUACGGGGUCUCCAUCCAACUGUCUCCACCCCAGCCUCAAAGCAUGGUCUCCAGCUCCGUCUGCUCUGCAACUCCCCUCACCUCCAUUCCGUUAACCGCCAGCUCCAACCUCUCCACCUCAGCCUCAAUCUUCUCCAGCAGCCCCCUCCUGUCCACCGUCUCCGACGUCAAGAUGGCCGACCUGGACACAGCCUGCCUAGAGGAGUCCCUGUCUCUCCUCGUCAAGACGGAGAUGGAGACGGCCCGGUCGGUGCCCGAUGUAGAUCUUACCAGCUCCCUGUACACCCAGGACUGGGAGCCUCUCUACAGCACAGCCAAUAAUGACUUUGAGCCCCUGUGCACCCCUGUGGUCACCUGCACCCCAGCCUGCACAACGUACACAUCUUCUUUCGUCUUCAGCUAUCCAGAGGCGGAGGCGUUGCCUACCUGUGGCGUAGCCCAACAGAGAGGGAGCAGCAGCAACGAUCAAUCCUCUGACUCCCUCAGCUCUCCUACACUCCUAGCCCUGUGAGCAGGAGAACCCUAGUCCCUCAGCUCCCCUACACUCCUAGCCCUGUGAGCAGGAGAACCCUAGUCCCUCAGCUCCCCUACACUCCUAGCCCUGUGAGCAGGAGAACCCUAGUCCCUCAGCUCUGACUACACUCCUAGCCAUGUGAGCAGGAGAACCAUAGCUGUGUCCCAAAUGACACCCUAUGACCUAGUUAAUUGCUUUUUUUGUCCCAUAGGGCUCUGGUCUAAAGUAGUGCGUUUGGGGGAAGGCACAUUCUUCCACACAACACCAUUUCCUCUAGAGCACAUUUAGCACUUCCCCCAUGUACAGCACCAGUAUGUGGUGACUGUGCAGAAUGAUCGCAGAGAUAUGGACAUGGACUCACACAACCAGGAAGCAAAAUAUAUUUGUUUUGUAUGGACUAUAAUAGGCUAUUACUUGCCUCUUUUGACUGUAGCUGAUUAAAGCGUGUUUAACUAAUAAAACCAAUAGUUUGGGUUUACAAAAUAGUUGUUGAUUUUUAUGGUGCUAGAUAACAAAGUUGUGUUUCUGUGUUCAGAGCAAUACAGUUGUUUGUUUUCUGGUUGAUGGAAUGUGAGCUUCUUGUAUGUUUGGUAUUUAAUAAUCAUGAUGUGCUUGUCUGGUUGAUCUCUCCUAGUAUGAAAGUUUUCUGUGAAAACGUUUUUCUUUUGUGAAAUUUCAAAUUAUAUUUAUACUACAAAGAACUGAACCUUUGUAAAACGUCAAAUAAACUGAACGAAUAAAAUAUUAAAUUAUUCA
This is a messenger RNA of Oncorhynchus kisutch (coho salmon), 2058 nucleotides long. RefSeq names its product proto-oncogene c-Fos. The transcript is spliced from 3 exons. Bases 181 to 1299 code for a protein of 372 amino acids. Gene Ontology annotation, biological process: regulation of transcription by RNA polymerase II. Gene Ontology annotation, cellular component: nucleus. Lineage: Eukaryota; Metazoa; Chordata; Actinopteri; Salmoniformes; Salmonidae. The record is from RefSeq and is a predicted model, not a curated record. Gene Ontology annotation, molecular function: DNA-binding transcription factor activity, RNA polymerase II-specific; RNA polymerase II cis-regulatory region sequence-specific DNA binding.